GGUUCACCCCUAAAUCUCCACUUUUCAAAAAAAAAAUCCCUUCUCUUUAAGCUUAUCUAUUGAUGGUUAACCUGGUUCACCGCUAAAUCUCCACUUUUCAAACUUUUUUUCCCUUCUCUUUAAGCUUAUCUAGUGAUGGUUACGGUCCCUCCUAAAUCCCAACCCCAUAUACCUAUUUUUAUUUUUAUUUUUUUCUAUUUAUUUUUCAAAUUAUUUUUAGAUCACCAAGCUAUACGAUUUGAGAAUGAUUUAGAUCGCCAAUCCAACUAAUUCGAACAGGGAUAGGGUGGACAAUCUACCCCACUCAUCCGGUUUUUAAAACACUGAUAUAGUGUGCUUAUGGGAUUGAUGGAAGGAGAUUGGACAUAUAAAGAUAUUUUUGCCAAGACCACUCUCCUCAUCGCCAUGGAUUAUGGUGCUCAACUAUGGAUUAUAUACCCAUCUUUCCAGGUAUUGGACGGUUGAGAUGAUGAACAUUCACCCAUGAGAGGAUCUCCAACGCGUGGAUGCCUUUGCAGGGUGUCAAAAACCAUGUAUCACUGGUUUUGAAGAGAGAGAGUAGAAGUAAACUGCCCUUGUUUCUCUCUCUUCAACCAUAUAUCAAGAGAGCAGGGCAAGCAUGGAGGAAUGGUAAUUCUUCUCUCAGCAGCAUGACCACUGAGUGUAGAAGAGAGCAGAGGAAGGUCAUCACCAUGUCAGAGAGAGGGAAGGGUAACUGAGUUGGGAGGAUGAUGAUGAUGGCACUUGCCCCUUCCUCCUUGGCUCAUUCGUGCCCAACCCAAACCCCCAUUCUCCAACAACAUCAAUAUCAGCAUGAACAACAAGACGAUUCCAAAAAUACCCUCUCCCUCUCUCUCCUAGCCGAGCGCUCCACCACCACUGCCCACAUCACUCAGAUCCACGCUCGUCUCCUCCGAAUCAAUCCUUCAAACCCAGUGAGGCUCUACAACACCCUCAUCCGAGCUUAUGCUCUCCAUUCGUACCCUCGCUCCGCCCUCCUCCUUUACGCGCACCUCCUCCCCCAUGCCGACCCCUUUACCCUCCCUUUUGCCCUCAAGGCCUGCUCCUCAUCCCUCCUCCUUACCUCCUGCCUCCAUGCUCAUGCCAUCAAGCUCGGCCAUCCCGCCAUCAACACAUUCUUCCUCAACACCCUCAUCCACAAUUAUGCCACCACCUGUGCACGUGUUGACCUCGCCCACCAUGUCUUUGACUGCAUGAUCGGUCGGACUGCUGCCUCUUGGGGUGCCCUCAUCGCCGGUUACGAGCGUGUAGGUGAGCCCCACCACUCCCUCCACCUCUUCCAGGCAAUGCGACUGCAAGGUGAGCCCCCUGAUGAGGCCACACUGGUGAGCGCGCUCUGUGCUUGUGCCCAGCUCGGCUGCCCACGCUCUGGCCCACUGCUACACGCAUGCACCAUCAUCCAUGGGUUUGACCCUGCAGAUCACGUGAACCUUGGCACUGCCCUCAUUGACAUGUAUGCCAAGUGUGGCUGCAUCUCGUAUGCCUGCAAGCUGUUCGAUAGAAUGCCCCUCGGGAGGAGGAACGUGCUCUUGUGGAGUGCCAUGAUUGGGGGAAUGGCCAUGCAUGGGCAAGCACAUGAGGCUCUCAUCCUGUUCGAACACAUGCGGAGCUGUGGGGUUGUGCCCAAUGCCAUUACUUUCACCAAUGUUCUGAAUGCGUGCAGCCACAGGGGCCUGGUGGGAGAGGGCCUGAGGUGCUUCCGAAGGAUGAUGGAAGAAUACAGGAUGCUGCCGAGGAUAGAGCACUAUGGAUGUGUAGUGGACAUGUUGGGGCGAGCAGGGCUUCUGGAGGAAGCCCUGGCUUUCAUGAGGGCCAUGCCUAUCAAGCCCACUGUUCCACUCUGGCGCAGCUUGUUGGGAGCGGCUUGCACCCAUGGGGAUGUGGAGUUGGGAGAGGCUGCUAUGGAUGGGCUGAGCAGGUUAGAGGCUGCACUGAGUGCGUCCGAUUGUGUGGUCAUGUCCAAUCUAUAUGCACAGGUGGGAGACUGGGAAAAGGUGGGCAAGCUUCGCAUGGCCAUGAACGAUUCUGGGUUGAAGAAAACACCGGGAUUCAGUGUGAUUGAGGUCGAUGGCACCCUCCACAGAUUUGUGAUGGGAGACAAGUUUCAUCCCCAAACACAACACAUCUAUGACAUGCUCCAUCAGCUUAAUGAGUUGUCCAGAUUAGUACCAAUAGGUGGCUGAACCUAGCCUAUCUUUCAAAAGUUCCACUGGUUUGCAUAAGCCAUGAAGGUGAGGUCAUCAGUCAAGAAGCUAUGUGAAUUUUGUAGCAUUUGUCCGCCACCGCAGGAUGGUUCGAGUACUCUGCACUGUGAAUCCCAAGCAUAAGCAAAGGCAAGGGAUAUCUACCUUAACGUUGAAGGCCCUCCGCCUCCCUUGAUCUCUGAGAGUGCUAGUUUCCACCACAAUGCAUCAUCAAAUGAGGGCUCUAAGGUAGGCUUUGCCUUACUUCUUCCGAAACAGGACGAUCAAGUGUUGUCUCAUUGGUUGCAACAACAAAAAAGUUGGAUCGAUUGGAACCUGCUUGAGAGGAUCCAGAUGACUGUUUGAGAAUUGCAGAAUUGAUGACGGAGACAGCAAGUUUUGGUUCCUAGAAAAAAUGUUCCCCCUAUGAAGAAUCUAUUUUUUCCUUUUUUUUCAUUUUGGCACCUUGAACGAUUAUUUUCAAAAAGUUAAAGUGAAUUCAUGCUACUGAUGCAUAGCCAAAUAAAUGAGAGAGAUUCUCCUUUUUCCUUU
Amborella trichopoda is the source of this 2756-nucleotide messenger RNA. Its product is annotated as pentatricopeptide repeat-containing protein At2g20540. Lineage: Eukaryota; Viridiplantae; Streptophyta; Magnoliopsida; Amborellales; Amborellaceae. Gene Ontology annotation, biological process: RNA modification. Gene Ontology annotation, molecular function: RNA binding; protein binding. The record is from RefSeq and is a predicted model, not a curated record.